Messenger RNA from Penicillium manginii, 531 nucleotides. RefSeq names its product glutathione peroxidase. The transcript has 2 exons. Gene Ontology annotation, molecular function: glutathione peroxidase activity. Gene Ontology annotation, biological process: response to oxidative stress. The record is from RefSeq and is a predicted model, not a curated record. Bases 1 to 531 code for a protein of 176 amino acids. NCBI's taxonomy places the organism in Eukaryota, Fungi, Ascomycota, Eurotiomycetes, Eurotiales, Aspergillaceae.
AUGGCCGCCGCCACCACUUUCUACGACUUCGAGCCCGUCGACAAGAAGGGCGAGACUUUCCCUCUCACCUCCCUCCAGGGCAAGGUCGUUCUCGUCGUGAACACCGCCUCCAAGUGUGGCUUCACCCCGCAGUUCGAGGGCCUCGAAAAGCUCUACCAGACCUUGAAGGAGCGCUACCCCGAACAAUUUACCAUCCUCGGAUUCCCCUGCAACCAGUUCGGUAGCCAAGACCCCGGCUCCAACGAUGACAUCCAAUCCUUCUGCCAGCUCAACUAUGGCGUGACAUUCCCCGUGCUCGGCAAGCUCGAUGUCAACGGCAGCGAGGCCGCCCCCGUCUUCACCUGGUUGAAGGAGCAGCAGCCUGGCCUCAUGGGCUACAAGCCUGUCAAGUGGAACUUCGAGAAGUUCCUGGUUUCUGCCGACGGAAAGGUCGUUGGUCGCUGGAGCAGUCUCACCAAGCCCGAGUCUCUGCAAGACCCUAUCGAGAAGGAAAUCGCGAAGGCCAAGGCGGCUGGCACUCUUUCGUCCUAG